Acipenser ruthenus (sterlet) is the source of this 1316-nucleotide messenger RNA. RefSeq names its product G patch domain-containing protein 4. Gene Ontology annotation, molecular function: nucleic acid binding. Gene Ontology annotation, cellular component: nucleolus. The coding region runs from base 10 to 1149 and encodes 379 amino acids. Gene Ontology annotation, biological process: regulation of ribosome biogenesis. The transcript is spliced from 8 exons. The record is from RefSeq and is a predicted model, not a curated record. Lineage: Eukaryota; Metazoa; Chordata; Actinopteri; Acipenseriformes; Acipenseridae.
AGUGAUGCAAUGACUCGUAGAUGUCAAAGUUCGUGCUGCCGGUGUCAUGUCCGUCUGCACGACACUCAGCAUGGCAGGAGUGAAGUAGCGCGGAUUUUCAGUACCGGCACAUCUCUUUAUUACUCCGCAGAACACAGCCCCGUUUCGUGCAGUCCCGCAAUGGCCGGUCCGGAAGACGGGAAGCUCCGAGGGCUGCAGUUCGCUGAGCAGCAGUUACUGCGGCACGGCUGGGAGCAGGGGAAAGGUCUUGGCAAAAGAGAGAAUGGGAUUUCCGAGGCCAUCAAAGUGAAAGUGAAAUGCGACAAAUCUGGGGUCGGGCAUCAUGAAGGAGAGCAGUUCACUUUCCACUGGUGGGACCACGUCUUCAACAAAGCCUCCUCCAACCUUGCUGUGGAGGCCAGUGAGGAGGGCGUGCAGUUGAAGAAGCUGGCCGAGGAAGAGGGGGGAAUCACCAAUAAGAAGCCGCGCAGAGCUGAGCUGGGCAAGGCCAAGCUGUACGGGCGAUUCAUCAAGUCAGCGACGCUGUUGUCGGGCGGAGAGCAGGCGGAGGAGAGAGCCGGGGCCUCGGGGAGCAGCGACAGUGACAGCAGCGACGAGGAUGAGAAGCUGGACCUGUCCUCCUCCACAAAGUUAUCGGAUGCAGAUCUGGUGAAAGCGUGUGGGGGGCGCACGGCUCACAAAGGUGCCCGUCACGGCUUCAAGAUGAGCGCCAAGCUGGCCCGGCUGGAGGAGCAGGAGAGAGAGUUCCUGGCUAAAUACAGAGCGAAGACCCAGGAGCCGAGCAAACCCACCAACACAGAGACUGCCAGAGCACACCGCGAGAGACACGGCAAACAGGAGAAAAACAGCUGCAGGGAAAGAGACGUUCCCACUCCUGACUCGGGAGGAGAGCCCGAGGACGGGAACGCAGAGGAGCUAGAGACCAGAGAGACGGGACGGUCAAAAAAGAAGAGAAAAAAGAAACGGGCGAAGACUCUGGAAGAGGAAUUCCAGGGAGGUGCUGAGGAACUGGGGCCGGGGGAAGAAGGGAUGAAGAAAAAGAAACGAAAGAGAAAACGGCAGGAGGAAGCACUGCAGGAAGAAGCGACACCGCAGGAUUCGGAGAAGAAACCGAAAAAGAAGAGGAGCAAGGCACUGGAACACGAAUGACCUGCUCUUAAGAGAUAACCAAGGACCUGGAAAACACACAAACAUUCAACUGAAGCCUCCUGUGGUUUCCAGCUCAAGUCCAUUUUCCUGGCCAUACACAAGAAGUUCACUUCCUUCCUGUGUUACAGGUUAUAGGACCCCACUUUAGCCUUACAUUCACAUUGUGC